GAUUCCGUUUCCGGGGCGGGCCGCGAAACCCGGAAGUGGUCACCGAACGCUGCCAAGGCUCCAUGGUCUGAGUUGUCAGCCGUUGCUUUUUCGUGCUCGUUAGUCGUCGCCGCCGCCGCGCCGCCAUGGGGAAGCGACAGCACCAGAAGGACAAGAUGUACAUUACCUGUGCUGAAUACACGCACUUUUAUGGUGGCAAGAAGCCAGAUCUCCCACAAACAAAUUUUCGUCGUUUACCUUUUGACCACUGCAGUCUCUCUCUGCAGCCUUUCGUCUACCCAGUGUGCACUCCUGAUGGUGUUGUCUUUGACUUGCUGAACAUUGUUCCCUGGCUUAAGAAGUAUGGGACCAACCCCAGCAAUGGAGAGAAACUGGACGGGAGGUCCCUGAUCAAGCUGAACUUUGCCAAGAACAGUGAAGGGAAGUACCACUGCCCAGUGCUGUUCACCGUGUUCACCAACAACACCCACAUCGUGGCUGUGAGGACGACCGGCAACGUCUACGCCUACGAGGCAGUGGAACAGCUAAAUAUCAAGGCCAAGAACUUCCGGGACCUGCUAAGCGAUGAGCCCUUCUCCCGGCAGGACAUCAUCACCCUCCAGGACCCCACCAACUUGGACAAGUUCAAUGUCUCUAACUUCUAUCAUGUUAAGAAUAACAUGAAAAUAAUAGACCCAGAUGAGGAGAAGGCCAAACAGGACCCAUCUUAUUAUCUGAAAAACACAAAUGCCGAGACCCGAGAGACCCUGCAGGAGCUCUAUAAGGAGUUCAAAGGGGAUGAGAUUCUGGCAGCCACCAUGAAGGUCCCAGAGAAGAAGAAAGUGGACAAGUUGAAUGCUGCCCACUAUUCCACAGGGAAGGUCAGCGCUUCCUUUACCUCCACUGCAAUGGUUCCAGAGACCACACACGAAGCAGCUGCCAUUGACGAGGACGUGCUCCGCUACCAGUUUGUGAGGAAGAAGGGCUAUGUGCGGUUGCACACCAACAGGGGCGAUCUCAACCUGGAGCUGCACUGUGACCUGACACCAAAAACCUGCGAAAACUUCAUCAGGCUUUGCAAAAAGCAUUAUUACGAUGGCACCAUCUUCCACAGAUCCAUCCGGAACUUCGUGAUCCAAGGGGGUGACCCCACAGGCACAGGCACAGGCGGGGAGUCGUACUGGGGGAAGCCCUUCAAAGAUGAGUUCCGGCCCAACCUCUCGCACACGGGCCGUGGCAUCCUCAGCAUGGCCAACUCAGGACCCAACAGCAACAAGUCUCAAUUCUUCAUCACAUUUCGCUCUUGUGCCUACCUGGACAAGAAGCACACCAUCUUUGGACGGGUUGUUGGGGGCUUUGAUGUACUGACGGCCAUGGAGAAUGUGGAGAGUGACCCCAAAACUGACCGUCCUAAGGAGGAGAUCCGAAUCGACACCACUACGGUGUUUGUGGACCCCUACGAGGAGGCCGAUGCCCAGAUUGCCCAGGAGCGGAAGACGCAGCUCGAGGCUGUCCCGGAGACCAAAGUGAAGAGCAGCCAGCCUCAGGCAGGGAGCCAGGGCCCCCAGACCUUCCGCCAGGGCGUGGGCAAGUACAUCAAUCCAGCAGCCAAGAAGCGAGCGGCAGAGGAAGAGCCCUCAACCAGUGCUACUGUCCCCACUUCCAAGAAGCAGCCCAGUCGGGGUUUUGGGGACUUUAGCUCCUGGUAGUAGCAGGCUGUUCGAUGACUGCUGGAGGCUUGUCUGCUCCUUGUCACCCUGCUGCACACCAGCCCCUGGCCUUUCAUCGUGCUGAGAACAAAGACUACAACCCGGCUCACUCCGCCGCCUCUCCAGCCGCUUACCCCUGCCUGUGACUGGGCUCUAGUGACUUCUGAUGCCCGCUGUGCCUCCCACCAGGCACUGCCCUCAGUGAGGCCUGGUCCAGCCUGGUAGUAACUCGCUUGUAAGAGACUCAGACACCAAAUUGGGCCUGCACAGGAGAGGUGCAGUAGGACAGUGACCACCCACGGGUCUACAUACCUGUAGGCCUCUGAGCCAGUGCCCGAGGUAUGUGUGUGAGGGAGCGGGGUGGGGGUGGGGUGGGGUGGUGAAGGCCUGAACAGGGAGGGAGAAGGAGGUUUGAAAGGACCCAACACCCUAGCUGGCCCUGACUCUAUUCUCUGGCCACACUCAAAUCCCCAUGAUGGUGGGGGCAGAGAAGUAGGACCAGGCCGCCCUUGGCUCCAGAGCUCCAUGACCCCAAGACAGCCCUCUGCUCUCGGUGGCGCCACAGAGAGCCUGAGCUCAGCCUUCUGAAUCAGGUCAUGGCCUCAUCCACUGAAGGGACAAUUUUAACAUUUGACAUCAGAAGCUUUAUUUGUAAACCUCACACAGAUAAUGACCAAGGGCUGGCAGUGCGGCCAGAGGACAGAGCAGGCUGAAGGCCCCAUGCUUGGGCUCGGCAGUUUUGCUCUGUGAAGCUGCCAUGGGUGAUCUUCCAGCCUCACCAGUGGUCUGCAAAUGCAGGAAGGGCUUCAGGGCUGUCUGACCCGGGGGCAGAGGAUAGGCCUCCAAGGACCUUUGGGCAAGUGAGGGUUUACAUUUCUGUAGUUUGUUUUAGAGCUUAAUUUGUAGUUUUCUAGAUAUUAAAACCACUUGGAUUUUGUAACGACCUGAUGAGGGCAUCAGGUAAAUUAAAGGAUUUGGGGAAGAUUCUUA
Molecule: messenger RNA, 2678 nt
Organism: Callithrix jacchus (white-tufted-ear marmoset)
Lineage: Eukaryota; Metazoa; Chordata; Mammalia; Primates; Cebidae
Gene: PPIL2
Product: peptidylprolyl isomerase like 2
Biological process (GO): protein peptidyl-prolyl isomerization; protein folding; protein polyubiquitination
Cellular component (GO): catalytic step 2 spliceosome
Molecular function (GO): peptidyl-prolyl cis-trans isomerase activity; ubiquitin protein ligase activity
Source: RefSeq, a predicted model, not a curated record